Schistocerca cancellata (South American locust) is the source of this 420-nucleotide messenger RNA. RefSeq names its product ankyrin repeat domain-containing protein 1-like. Gene Ontology annotation, molecular function: protein binding. Lineage: Eukaryota; Metazoa; Arthropoda; Insecta; Orthoptera; Acrididae. The record is from RefSeq and is a predicted model, not a curated record. Bases 1 to 420 code for a protein of 139 amino acids. The transcript has a single exon.
AUGGGGCAGCUGCUGGCAGCUGGGGCUGGUGUGGGUGCGACGGAUGGGAACAAGAAUACUGCACUGCACUGGGCAGCCUGGGGGGGUCACGUGGAAGCGGCGAGCUGUCUGGUGGGGGCUGGCGCGGAGGUGGACGCCGGGAACUGGGUCCAGAACACGCCGCUCCACUGGGCUGCAUGGGGCGGUCGGCCGGCCGUGGUGCGGCUGCUGGCGGCGGCCUCUGCAGACCCCAGUGCCAGGAACGUGGACGGGGACACGCCGCUGCACUUCGCGGCAGAGCACGGCCGCACGGAGGAGGCGAUUGCACUACUCGACGCAGGGGCUGACAGCGCGACCAGGAAUGACAAGGGGAAAACCCCAGUGGACCACGCCAGGCAGUUCAACCACCAACACUGGAUAGACAGGAUAAGACGACACUAG